AUGCUCGGUUCCAUCUUUCGACUUGAAAGUGUUCACUUUGACAAAGAACAGCAAAUCUGGGUGGCUGAUUUAGAUUUAUGCAACGAAGAUGACCAUGAUCUGAAACAAGUGUUUGACCAUAUGAAGAAAGAGAUGGGGAGUGAAACUACUCUCAUUUCACUUGGAAGUUUGUUCCGUGAGAUGGGUGAAUUGGACAAGGCCGAAAAGUAUUAUAAACGGUUGUUAAAUGAGCUCGCAGUGGAUGAUUCUGGGAUUGCUGAGUGUUACAUAGGACUCGGUAAUGUACAAGCUGACAAAGGUGAAUAUGAUUUAGCUUUGAUGAAUUAUGAAAAAGCAUUGAAAAUCUUCUUAAAAGCUCUUCCACCCGAUCAUCCUGAUAUCGCCACCACAUAUAACAAUAUCGCUAAUGUACAAGCUGACAAAGGUGAAUAUGAUUUAGCUUUGAUGAAUCAUGAAAAAGCAUUGAAAAUCAGAGUAAAAGCUCUUCCACCCGAUCACCCUCAUAUCGCCAACACACAUAACAAUAUCGCUAGUGUACACCGCAACAAAGGUGAAUAUGAUUUAGCUUUGAUGAAUUAUGAAAAAGCAUUGAAAAUCAGAGUAAAAGCUCUUCCACCUGAUCACCCGCAUAUCGCCAACACGUGCCGUAAUAUGGGACUCGUUCAUGAAGCAACUUGUACUUGGCAAUCAGCAUUAGAAUAUCAUAACAAAGCAGCAACAAUAUGGCGCAGAUCACUUGCAACAACGCAUCCACAGCUAGUAACAAUUGAGAACGACAUUCGAAGAGUGAAAGCCCAAUUAAAGUAG
This is a messenger RNA of Didymodactylos carnosus, 807 nucleotides long. The record is from the annotation of a GenBank genome assembly. NCBI's taxonomy places the organism in Eukaryota, Metazoa, Rotifera, Eurotatoria, Philodinida, Philodinidae.